Molecule: messenger RNA, 4705 nt
Organism: Rhagoletis pomonella (apple maggot)
Lineage: Eukaryota; Metazoa; Arthropoda; Insecta; Diptera; Tephritidae
Product: vascular endothelial growth factor receptor 1-like
Exons: 17
Coding region: 257-4705 (1482 amino acids)
Biological process (GO): cell surface receptor protein tyrosine kinase signaling pathway; multicellular organism development; positive regulation of kinase activity
Cellular component (GO): signaling receptor complex
Molecular function (GO): ATP binding; transmembrane receptor protein tyrosine kinase activity
Source: RefSeq, a predicted model, not a curated record
CGGAAUUCAAAGUGUUUGUUACGGAAGCGGAUUUGCGCAAAACCGGCGGCGAAAAAAUCUCAGUGGUUUUAAGAUGUGAUAUAUCGUUGCUUGUUUGUACGUGUAUGCAUGGCAAACCACAAACAAAGUAAUAAUAAAGUGCUAAGAAAGUGAGAAAGUGACGCAGCAGCAAGUAGUAGAUACGAUUGCUUGCGUAGUGCAUAGUCUUAGUUAUAAAUAUAAAUUGUUUAAUAAUUGCAACAAAUUUGAAAUUAAGAUGAAACUUCCACACACAACAACAAUAACAACAACAACAACGCACAUAUCCACUUGGCGGCACGGCAGCGGACUGAGUAAUGCGAGUAUAUGUAUAGUGUUGUUGUUGCUGCGAUUACUCGCUAUAUGCAGCAUUGAAGCAGCGCCACAUCCAACACCUGCCAAUAAUGCUGACGGCGACGAUAACUUCCGGCGUAAUUAUGCCGUCGAAUAUGGUGCACCGUUAAUUACACCGCUAAUGGAAUAUGUAACGCUGGAAAUGAAUACAAAUUAUACAAUACGUUGUGAGGCCAAUGAACCAUUGCUCUGGAAAGUUACGCCUAAUACGCCGGCACACGAGGUGAAAACAUUUGAUACCGGCGAUCCGCAACGACCAUUUGGCAGUAUGCUCUACCUAUUGGAGAUAUCAUACCUAAAUGUGGGCAGUUAUUAUUGCAUAAAAGAAUCGAGCGUUAGCAAAAGUCUCGACGAAAUGCUAGAUGAAGAGGUGGUCGAAUUGGUGAAUAACAAUAAGGCAUCCUCCAUUUACGUGUACGUCAACGAUCCUGCGAAUUUAUUGGCGUUAACGGAAUUUCCUAUUAUAACCGCUUAUCAGUAUCAAGAUACAGUGAUACCUUGUAAGCCGACUAUGCCGAAUAUAGAAGUGCUUCUAACCACAUCACAUGGCGAGACAUUUUCCAGUGAGAGUACCGGCCGUUAUGAUCCACAACGCGGUUUCGUCGUCGAAAUACGCGGCAUUACCGAUAGCGGCAGCUAUAUGUGCCGCCCGAAAGUGCCGUCUCUAGAUAAUGAAGAGGAGGAACAAACUUUUGAGAUCCAUUUUGUUGGUAACGAACCUGUUAAUCCAUCGGAUAUACCAUCGGUGGAGGCUACUACUCUAGCUAGCACAAUAAACGCGUCAAAACUCAAUUCCAUUCGAACCAUAAUCCCAAAAACUAAGAGCAUUCCCCCACCAAGACCCAGCCGAAGCACGAAAACAGCAACAAGUACAGUAACUAACAAAAUUGUGCCUGUUACUAAUCGCAUUUUUGAUGUUGUUAAUCUAAGAGCAACGCAUAAUUUUCAUAAACUCUCAAAUCACUUAGUUGUAGCAUCGGAUGUGGAUGUGGAUGUGGAUGAAAAUGUGGAUAUUAAUGUUGGUGUUGGUAUUGGUAUUGCUGUUGAUCGUCUCCCUAAUCCCGGUGAUGGCAAUAUUGUGGAUGAUAAUAGCGUUAAUAUACUAGCUGAUGAUGUUGUUGGUGUUACUAAUAAUAAUGGUGAAGGUUAUGGCAGGACGCACGUGACCACUACCACUGACGACUAUCGCAAAACAUAUAAAUUAGCUACAGACCCUUACGCUGACGCUGAAAAAGUUAGUUUUGAAAAUAGCACGACUUCCACGACGACUGUUUCACCGUUCGUCACAUACGUGCGCGCAACGAAACGCUCAUUUUUGCGACGCGCUGCCCCAACUACAAGAUGGCAUAGUUCACGCUUUCGUGGUACACAGCGUUCGAGCACGAAAUAUAUCGAGAAACCGGUCAUAACCUCCAAUUCUCGUGGACAUGUCAAUGUUGGCGAAAAUUUCACAUUAAAUUGUUAUGUGAAAAUCGCCUUCGAUGUUUCCUACACAACGCAAUGGAAAACACCAGCUGGAGUUGAAGAGCAUCGCAUGGUAAAAACUACGCCCAGAUUUAUUAAUUCAACAUCAACUCAUCAAGUGGGUCUAGCAAUGUUGACGAUAUUGAACGCACAGAAAUCGGACUCUGGUCUUUACGAGUGCAUUUGCACCGAUCAUUCGAACAAUGUCGGGCGUAACAAUUAUCAAAUGACUGUACUAAAUCGCGAUGAGGGCUACAUAAAUAUUAGCGAACCCUCAGGCUACUACAAGAUUGUCAGCUCUGCCAAUAAAAAGGUACAGAUCAACGUCAAAUAUCGCGGUUAUCCAUUCCCCACACUUACCUGGUACAAACCUGAUAAGACACAAAUUCAUCCAUCGAAAAAGUAUAUGAUCAACACAACAGAUACCUCGAUCACGUUGCAAAUUUUGAAUGCACAACUCGAAGACAGUGGCGAGUAUGUGAUACGCGCCAAAAAUGAGUUGCUCGUGAAAGAAUUACAAUUCAAUGUGAGCAUCACAGAUAAGCCCAAAGUUACAGUGAAAGAUGUCUACGUAAAAGCUGGUGAAGAGGCGCAUUUGCAGUGCCGGGUAUUAUCCUAUCCAACGGCUAUAGUAUCCUGGGUGUUUACACCGUGCAGCAUAUCGCCGCGAUGGCCAUCGUGUGAUAAGCGUUUAGAGCAAAAUUUCAAUUCCACACGCAAUGCACAACCAGGCGAGUUGGCUAUUGAAUACAUACACGAUUUGUAUUUUACGCCUGAAAAACCAGGCAUUAUCCACUGCUUGGCAGCCAACCCAAAAGGUAUGGGCGAGGGCAAAGGUCAUGUGCUUAUCGGCGAUAUAAGUGAUAAUAUGACCAUAGUGGGCAUUGAUGAGAAUAAGAAGAUUGCGCGCGGCGAUGAGGUGACGCUCACUUGUGCCGCAUUAUCUUACUACUUCUCAGACGAUCUGGAUUGGUAUAAGGAUGGCGAGCUUGUGGAGGAGAGCAACAAUUUUGUGAUUACCAACUCCUCAACCAGCUAUUCGUAUCAAAGGACGUUGAAAAUCAAUAAUAUCCAAGAACGCUCGCAGGGCAGCUAUGAGUGUCGUGCACGAAAUGCGAACAACUACGAUCAGCAGGAAAGCAAAUAUAUCAGUAUUUUUGUGUAUGAACCACUGCCUCCCAAAAUGAUACACACCAAUUUGGAUGAAAAUGCAAAACUGGAGCGCAAACUUGGCGACUUCCUAGAAUUGGAAUGUACACCGGAGGCCAUACCAGCAGCAAAUGUGCACUGGUACAAAGACGAUAUAGAACUCACCAAUGGCAGCAAUAUAGCCAUCGAAGAAGAUGGCAACAAGCUAGUCAUACAAUAUAUAAAACCCGAAGAUGAAGGUAUCUAUAAAUGUGUGGCCGUGAAUCGUUUGGGCUCUGUCGAUGCUAGUUCCGCAGUUAAAAUCACAAACUUACCACGCAUGCGCACCGGCUGGAUACUUGGCCUACUCUUCUUCUUCGUCAUACUCAUUGCGCUGGUUAUCUACUUGUGUGUGCGUGUUUUGCGCGAACGGAGACGGCUGCGAGAUUACAAAGCCGCCGGUUUGGCCAACUUUGAAGAAGGUGCUGUGGAGCAUAUAAAUCCAGCGCUGACAUUGGACGAGCAAGCAGAUUUAUUGCCAUAUGAUCGAGCUUUUGAAUUUCCACGCGAAAAGCUUAAAUUGGGCAAACAAUUGGGCGCUGGCGCCUUUGGUGUGGUUUUGAAGGCGCAUGCUGAGGGCAUACGACCUGAUGAAAAGGAGACUGUGGUGGCUGUGAAGAUGGUGAAACGCAUAGCGGAUAAUGAGGUGAUGCGCGCUUUGGUCACGGAAUUGAAAAUUAUGGUACAUUUGGGACCAAAUUUGAAUGUUGUGAAUUUGUUGGGCGCCGUCACAAAGAAUAUCGCACAACGUGAACUGAUGGUAAUUGUGGAAUACUGCCGAUAUGGUAAUGUGCAAAACUUCUUACUGCGCAAUCGCAAACGUUUUAUAAAUCAAAUCCAUCCGGAGACUGACAAAAUCGAUCCGACCAUUACAAAGCAACGCUUCUCGGAUAAUUUCGAAUUGAAUCGAAACUCUGAAAAUGAUCCACGCUCCGGCACACGCGCUGGACGUCCCAAUUCGGCUGGAUAUUUGCGGCAAUCCGAUUUAUAUGAGGGGCAUGUGGAUAGUGGUGCAACGGAGCAGACAGUGAUGACCACAAUACCUGAAGACGAAGAUCAUGUUCUCUCCAAUAAUUCCGUACAGCCUGCAUGGCGUUCCAACUACAAGCCCGAUAGCACAGAAGCCAUGACUGUUACCACAACCGAUUUGGUUAGUUGGGCCUUUCAAGUGGCGCGCGGCAUGGACUAUUUAUCGUCACGUAAAGUAUUGCACGGCGAUUUGGCUGCACGUAAUAUUUUACUCUGCGAGAAUAAUGUGGUGAAAAUAUGCGAUUUUGGCUUAGCACGCUCCAUGUAUAAAAGCGAAAACUAUAAGAAGCAAGGUGAAGCGCCCUUGCCCAUCAAAUGGCUAGCUUUGGAAUCGCUUAGUGAUCAUGUGUUUAGCACCUACACUGAUGUUUGGUCAUUUGGCAUUGUUUUGUGGGAGUUCUUCUCGUUGGCGAAGGUCCCCUACCCCGGUAUGGAUCCAAAUCAGACACGUAUCUUUACAUCCGCCCAGGAGACUGGAGAUCUAAUGAUUAUUCUAACAUUCUGCUUCUCAACGUUUGCAAAUGGUGUUAUUGCUGCCCAAAUUUUGUACUAUUGGAAUAAACCGGCCAAAGGAAGAAAAGACAAAGCCGGCAAACCUACAACGAAGGCUGAUGGUGCAGCUAAAAAGACGAGGAGCAAAAAAAUUGACUGA